AUGUCGUCGGGAGGACAUAGCAGUCGUACACGGACCGUACACAUAGGCUCAAUUUUCCAGAAGCUUCAUGGUCGCUUCGCUGACCCUAUGACACUUCCGAAACUUUCGACCGACAAGCGAAUGUUGGAUAAGACCUGGAAGCUAAUGGACAAGGUGGUCAAACUAUGUCAACAUCAGAGGAUGAAUCUGAAAAAUUCGCCACCGUUCAUCCUGGACAUCCUACCUGAUACGUAUCAACGACUGAGACUGAUAUAUAGCAAAUACGAGGACAGGAUGCAGGUGUUACAUAGUAACGAGCAUUUUUGUGUGUUCAUUAAUAACCUAAUGAGAAAGUGCAAGCAAGCGAUCAAGUUGUUCAAAGAGGGCAAAGAAAAGAUGUUCGACGAGACGUCGCAUUAUCGUAGGAAUUUGACCAAGCUCAGCUUAGUGUUUAGCCACAUGCUGUCUGAACUGAAGGCCAUUUUUCCAAACGGUGUGUUUGCCGGACACAAGUUCCGUAUUACCAAGGCGGAUGCGGCCGAGUUCUGGAAAGAAAGCUUCGGGAUCAGUACAUUGGUUCCAUGGAAAGUAUUUAAAGAUAAAUUAAAUGAAGUUCAUCCAAUUAGUUCUGGAUUACAAGCCAUGGCAUUAAAAUCCACGAUAGAUCUCACGUGCAAUGACUAUAUUUCUAACUUUGAAUUUGACGUAUUUACGAGGUUAUUCCAACCAUGGUCUACACUUUUGCGUAAUUGGAAAAUUCUGGCUGUGACACAUCCUGGAUAUGUAGCUUUUCUUACUUAUGAUGAAGUGAAAGCACGUUUACAGAAGUAUUGUAGUACUAGACCUGGGAGUUAUGUAUUCAGACUAAGUUGUACAAGGUUAGGACAAUGGGCUAUUGGUUAUGUCACAUCAGAUGGAGAUAUUCUACAAACAAUACCUCACAAUAAAAGUCUUUGUCAAGCACUGUUAGAUGGAUAUCGGGAAGGAUUUUAUUUAUAUCCUGAUGGUCGUAAUAUAAAUCCAGACUUAACAUGGGCAGUUCAACCCACUCCAGAGGAGCAUAUAAAAGUCACAGCAGAACAAUAUGAAUUAUAUUGUGAAAUGGGUAGUACAUUCCAGUUAUGUAAAAUUUGUGCAGAAAAUGAUAAAGAUGUGAGGAUAGAACCUUGUGGACAUCUCCUUUGCACUCCGUGCCUCACAGCUUGGCAGGUGGACUCUGAGGGACAGGGUUGUCCGUUUUGUCGAGCUGAAAUUAAAGGAACUGAACAAAUAGUAAUCGAUCCGUUCGAUCCGCGAAGAACACAUCGACCGGGAACACAAUCAGCGUCUGCUAGUAAUGCAUCAACCCCCACGCGGGAUCUUGACCCGGACACCGAGGAAAUCAUGGAUCUGUGUAACGGACACUGCGGAUUGAUAUGCGACGACUCCGACGAGGAAGAUGAUUCCAGUCCAACGAACUCCCCUGUCUCUGCGAGAAGAAUCGUGCCAAGUCCACCGCUACCUCCUCGACGACCUUCUCCGUCGCCCACGCCGAAUAGCCACUCCAGGAAUGGUCGUCAUUUAACUGUCCCCAAAGAGAAUGCUCCACCACCGCCAACGUCAGCAGUCAACUCAGCUUUCAGCUCUAAUAUCGACAAUCAGCAAAAUAAUAAUAUAAACGAAGCAGGGUACGACAUGCUUCAUCGCGCCUCUUCACCAUCAACGGUACCACCGGUACCUCCAGCACCUUUUGCGGUGGUCAGGGGUCACGUUCGUCGGUCUCAAGGAAAUCACGUAACCGCGUCGCAACCACAACCGCCACCAACGUUACCUGAAAAAUCUAGUCGUGCAAGUAGCGCGUCGUCGAUGACCAGUAGCGGCCAAAUAACGUCCAGCAAUAACGUUCCACCGGUUCCACCGCCGUUGUCGGUGCCAAGGCCGCCAAAAGGUUCGUCUGGAAAAGAGCACAAUCGGCAACAGGAUCAUCAUUACGAGAAUACAAUCGUGAUACCUGGUACAAGACAGCACGUCGUGAGGAACAUUAGUCUGGAAGCGAAUACAGCUCGAUUGUCCGCCCUGAUGAGAGGGUCGAAUACCGAGGGCUCGUAAUUGGUUUCACUUGUCGCACUAUUGAUGAACAUUAUGCGCAGAAACGUGUAGAACUUGCUGUCGCUGGUAUGCUGGAAAAACAAAAAUCUGUCCUUUUUCCGUGAGCUCACAGAUGUUCUUCACGAAAUUCGAAAAAUACACCCACACCUCCCUGAGAGCCGAUAAGCAGAGAUUUCGUGUCCAGUUUAAUCGGCAAAAUAUUCUUGAUAGUUCGAUUACUCUUCAGCCUCAUCACGCGAUCUUCGUGGAAGAUGUCCCUCGAGAUAUACCAGUGUAUUUCUUUUUUUCCUUAAAUGUACAUGCGUACACAUAUACACGCACACACACACAAUCGAACACACACAAAUACAAAAACAAAUACGAACAAAAGAAGACUGCUUAAACUGUGAGAGAGCGCAAUGAAUGUGUUGCAAAAAUGUAAGUAAGAGACUAUACGAGAUGAUAGUUCGUACCCGCCGAGUACAAAAGUCUUUCGUUUCCCGCGAUCGAUGCAAAGCGAUUAAAUUGCUGACAACAGUUUCUCCCUAAAGUAGUUUCUCCAUCUUUCGUAAGUAGAAUAAAUUACACAUUUUUCAAUCUACUUAAGGACAAGAAUUUAAAUAUACAUUCUUAAACGAGAGAAGAACUCGCAUGCAAUUACACGAUUGUACAGUGGCCAAAUUUAUUAAUAGGCUCAUUCAAAAUGAUUCUACCCCCCCUUUUUUCUUUUUUUUUUUUUAUCAAUGUACUAGUGUAUAUGUCC
Molecule: messenger RNA, 2809 nt
Organism: Habropoda laboriosa
Lineage: Eukaryota; Metazoa; Arthropoda; Insecta; Hymenoptera; Apidae
Gene: Cbl
Product: E3 ubiquitin-protein ligase CBL-B
Exons: 8
Coding region: 1-2067 (688 amino acids)
Biological process (GO): negative regulation of epidermal growth factor-activated receptor activity; cell surface receptor signaling pathway
Cellular component (GO): plasma membrane; membrane raft
Molecular function (GO): SH3 domain binding; phosphotyrosine residue binding; calcium ion binding
Source: RefSeq, a predicted model, not a curated record